CCUCAGCUUACUGCAGUUGUUAACUUGUUCCCGCCCGCCAAAAGGUCGAGUGUCCCAUCCGCGAUGGAUCCUGUCACGGCCGUUGGCCUGGCAUCCGCCAUCAUUUCCUUCGUCCCUCUGGGUGUCAAAUUGUUGCAGAGCGCGCGGGAAAUCCGUGAGUCCGUCGACGGUAGCGUCGAGAGAAACCAGACGCGAAAAGCUAUAGUGGAUGAGAUGCAAGCAGUCUCUCGGAGACUUAAACCAGCAGAUCGAACUAGAGUCCUACCCGAACAGAGGGGUCUUUACGACCUCGCGCUAAAAUGCCACGAGUUAUCGCAGAAGAUCCUCGACCUUCUCGAUAAGAUCAGACCCAAAGGUCAGAGCCCUUUUAAGACCUAUCGGUCUGCAUACAGGGCUUGGAGUUGCGAAAGCGAGAUUAAGAAUCUGGAGAAACAGCUAAAUGACUGUCGGAGUCAGUUAGCAUUGGGCUUAGUGGAUCUUUCAAGUCAAGACUCGACAGUGUACUCGAAAAAGCUUUUAGCCAUGGCCCAGACCGAUGCAUCGCGACUGGAAGAACUUCAAAGGCAUAUAGAAGCGCUGAGGAGUGGCGUGCAAGUCGAGCAAAUCGGGACCGAAGCCAGUACUCAACUACGCCGUCUUCUAGGUCUUCAGGACGAUGCUAUUGCUGCCAUUUAUCAGAAUCGAAUUCUUGAAAGCAUUCGGUUUGAGAAUAUGCACGAAAGAGAUGACAGGGUUCAUUACCCUCAUGAACAGACUUUCAACUGGCUUGUAGAAGAUGAUGAGACCUUCGAGGACGAGUCAACGGAGAUGAGCAGAUCCGAUAUGCUUGAGAUGUACGAGAUGAAAUUGAACUCUAGAAACCUUUUCGUCAAGUGGCUGUCUUCACCGGAGGGCAUCUUCCAUAUCUCUGGUAAACUGGGCUCAGGCAAGUCCACAUUGAUGAAACUACUUUGCACACAUACGCAAAACCGGCUUGAACUUGAGAAAUGGGCAGGUAGCAGGUCUCUCCUCAUCACGCAGUUCUUCUUUUGGAACCCCGGUUCUGAGAUGCAAAAGUCACUAAACGGUCUCUAUCGAUCUUUCCUCUACGACAUCCUCCACGCCUAUCCCGCACUUAUCAGAAAGGUGUUACCGGAACUCUGGAUGGAAGUUGAGAAUAGUCAUUGGCAGAUACAGACCAAUCUUGACUUGCCGAUCGAUGUUGCACAGUCUGCCCUCGAGCGAAUCAUCUACAAUACUGACUCAUGUGCUCCGAAGAUCUGCUUCUGCUUCUUCAUUGAUGGUCUAGAUGAGUACGACGGGUCACACAGCAGAGAUCACCUUUAUCUCGUAAGCUUGUUGAAAAAUUGGGCCCAAAAUUCCCAAGGGAGGUUGAAAAUGGUCGUUUCUAGCAGAGACUAUAAUGUGUUUCUGAACGGGUUCUCGGCCGAGUAUCGGCUUCAACUCCACGAACUUACCUGGUUCGACAUGAGACGUUAUGUGCGAGAUUCAUUAUCCCACCUUCCAAACUCCGACCUCAAAGAGUACUUACUUGCAACGAUUCCAAGCAAAGCAAGUGGUAUCUUUCUCUGGAUACUUUUGGUAGUUAAUGAGGUCCGGAAAAAGGUCGAGGAUGACGUAUCACAAGACCAAUUACUUCAACUCCUUGAUGGUCUUCCACCUGGCCUGGAAGCGUUGUUUGGACAUAUUCUCAACGCCCUCGAUGAAAAUAGCCGAAAGACUGCUUAUCAAACUAUGUCACUAUUGAGAACUGCCAAGGACAACUAUCUGACCUUCGCACUGAUGGAGUUUUCGUUCCUUGAAGAUUAUCAGAGACACUCGGAGCUCUCGAUACGAGAAGACUUUAUGUCUCGUUACGCAAUGAAUUCAGAUGACAAUAAAACACCAGAUACUUAUGGCAAAAGGCUUCGUGGUAUCUGCGGUGGUCUUGUUGAAUGCCAUCCGUCAACUGCAAGAUAUUACGGACCUUGGGGAGGCCUUAACUUCACUCACCGAUCCAUUCCCGAGAUGCUUGAGAGAGGAAAGAUAAGUACAGAAAUGCAUUCAUAUCUCCAGGAUUUCAAUAGUGUUGAUGCACUGUCACACUUGAUCUUCGCGGCGGCACAAUUCAGGAAGAAUAGGUCAGAAGCUAGACCUUCAUGCGCUGGCGUGACAUGGAUGCGCCUGGCAGCGAAGAUCGACAGGCCCCCAUAUAACUUUCUCCAGUGUAUUUCGUCAUGGGUUGGUGAUCCGUUCGACUUGGUCCCUGAACCAAGCCAUCUUCUCUUGCACCAGGGUAUCCAGGUAUUUGCCAACCAUGGCUUGCAAAGCUUGGUUCGCUAUGGAGCAAUGACAAGACGGGAAACAUUCAGUACCAUAUGUCAAGCUGCACUCAUAGGCCAUGUUGAGUACGUUGAAUGGGGGUAUAAGAAUAACCUCAGAGCUGUCGACAAGCAAUGGAAGAGGGCACUUAUUGCCAACGCACUUCUGGACACCUAUCUCCGAGAUGGUCUACCUAUACAAGCGUUGAGCUAUUUCUUCAAGGGUCCUUUCCUGUCGCUUGAACGAACUUCUUUUGAGGCCAAUCAGCUGCUCAUUGAUGAUAAACCUCCAGCAAUUCUUCCGGUAGGCCCCCGCUCGCCUGUUGGCUCUAGCUAUGCUCUUUCAGAGAGCCUGACCGUUUGGGAAAGAUUCUCGGUCUCUUGUUUUUUAUACCGGAUUGAUAUGAGAUAUCCUCCUCAUACUGAUAGCUUCGGUCUCGCUAUUGAACAGUUUCUAUUACACGGAGCCCCAUCCGAGUUUCUCAUCACCAUCAAGCACCUGCACUGUCCAACUCAUGCCACGUUUCACUUUCCCAGACCCAAAAGUCCGUUGACGAUUGAAAUCCAUGACGAUGAUGACGGGAUGCUAUUUGAGCACGCCACAGGGUGGAAUACGCGUGAUGGAAAGCCAAGCAUAUCACUACGUGAAUGGAUCCAAAGCAUAAAUCCCAAGAACAAGGAUCGUGUACUUGAGAUCCUAGACAAUGCCAGAGGGUAUCAGGAGUGCGCUCUAGGCUCGAGUGAACUUGAAAAGGACCAUUGUGUAUCGGAUGAAACAGCAGCUUCUAGUCCAGGGGCUACAAGGCACCCAGCCGUGACGAGAACCAGACUUCAUCGACAUAUGAUUCUCUAUAGAGUCUUUCCAGUUUUGGUGAUAGUAUUGGGACUUUAUAUUGGCUGGAACAUGCGGGAUCAGCGACGAGAAUACCAGAAGGCUGGGGUCGCUCUCCCACGUUAUGGUUGAUAAUGACUUUUGUUUGAGCAUGACGCUGAAUCACCAGGAAACAGUCAUUAGAAA
This is a messenger RNA of Fusarium redolens, 3318 nucleotides long. RefSeq lists its product as uncharacterized. NCBI's taxonomy places the organism in Eukaryota, Fungi, Ascomycota, Sordariomycetes, Hypocreales, Nectriaceae. Bases 64 to 3264 code for a protein of 1066 amino acids. The transcript is spliced from 4 exons. The record is from RefSeq and is a predicted model, not a curated record.